AUGUCUAAUACUCAUAACCCACUUAACCCAGAGUACACUCAGGAUGGCGAAAGAAGAAUUCGUACUAAAGUUGCCUGUGAUUAUUGUCGGAAACGAAAAUCCAAAUGUGAUGGCGAAGAACCAUGCUCCAAAUGCAUAAGUCGCAAACGUGAAUGCACAUAUUCAUUUACUCCGAAGGAGAGAAAGAAACGCAUCACCACGUCUGAUAGCAACGAUAUCAAGAAACCACACAAGAUGCCGAAACAAAAAAAAACUAUCGAAGAGUUGAAUUCUAGAAUUUCCCUUUUGGAGAGUCUAGUGACAAAAUUGGUCUCUAAUCUAGACCCUUCAGACAAGAUGGGAAUUUAUUCACAAAUGCAAAGAACACAAGAGCUGAGCGCAGAGCAGGAUUCAGGUGCUAACAUGAGUGAUGAGGAGAUGGACGGAAGUACAGACAGCUCGUCUUCUCACAAAGAAUCAGGGUAUGUCCUUGAUUCGAAAUCAAUGAAGGAGAUGCUUCGGCCCCUGUCGUCUUUUAUGGACAAAGAUUGCGUGGCAAAGAAGGCGAUGAAACGUGUGGCUGAAUAUUGUGGUGCUCAUUCGCUAAUGCAUAUACUUUCUGCGCGUUCUUUGCAAUGGGUAAAAGAGCGUCUUCAGGGAUCUCAAUUAGGUUUAGUUGACCAGCUGUUAUAUGCUCCUUUAAAGAAUGCUCCACUUCUUUUAAGCAAUGAUGUUGAUCGCUCAUCAAAUUUGUUGAAUAAGCAGAGACAGGUACGAUCAGUUGACAAGUAUUUUGCUCCAAAGGACAAGGCCAUGUUAUUGGAGCUAUUGGAAGCCUGCUAUCGCAGAAUAUACAUUGGCGCAUUCGUUUGUCCAUUGGUGGACGUGCAGAGCUUAUUUGAAAAGUAUUAUUAUGGAAUUUCAACCAACAACCAAUCAAUGUUGUCGAGCAUCUCCCACAGCGAGUACCUUAUAAUGAACUCAGCUUUGGUAUUAGCUCUAUCCAAAUUCACGUCGCUAAAUCGAGUUGCUGGUUCUCAACAUCCCAAUUUGGCAAGCUUGACAACUGCCGAUGCUGAGCAACUACGUACAAAAUAUUUCGAUAAUGCUAUGCAAGAGUACAACUAUGUCUCCAAACGCAAUGAGGGGUACAGAUCACUUCAAGGAAUUGCUUUGUUGAGCUUGGUUAUUGAGGAGUCUUUCAUAUCAGACUUUCAUGUCAACUACAUUAUAGUUGGCACGUUAGUCAGAUAUGCACGGGAGCUUGGCUUACACCGAGUCGAAGUAUUACAAGACAAAGAUCGUGACACUGGUUUAGCUUGUCGGAAAAUGUGGCUAUUCACCGAGUACAUGAGUGUUGAAGUUAGUUACAAAAGUGGGAAACCAAUGUUGAUUAAUAAUGAGGAUGUGACCACCUUGAGUGAAGUUGACCCUUGUAUCUUUUCGGUGCCAAGGGACUUGUUUGUGAAUCCUGAUUACGAACAAAAUGCACCGCAAUUGAUUGAGAGUUUGAAAAGAGAAGGUGCAAUAUUUUACUUUUGCCAUUUUUUGCUCAUGUUGACACGGAUUAAAGCAAAGAGCUACUACAAGUUGUAUUCAAAGCUUCCAUCGAGUAUCAACACCCAAGGUGCUCUCACCGUUGUCAAUGAAAUAAACGACGACAUGCAAACAUUGGCGCGGCUUAUUGAGCCUGAAGUUAUUCGUCCUCACAAAGACCACCCAUUUGUACUAUCUAUGUUUGACUGUGAUGAAGGAAUCCUCAAAUUCCAUGUUCUUCUGUAUCAUUUGUCAUUCCAUGCACUUAUGCUUUCGGUUAACCGGGUUCCCUUUUUGGAGCAGUUCAAUAUUGAGGAUGACAGGCUUUUACCAUAUGGGAAUAAGUCACUUGUAGCUGCCAGAUCAAUUUUGCAAGCUGUUUCCAAUCCAAACUUGUUGUGGAAGGUUGAUGACACCAGUUUCCCAUUUCUACUUUUUUAUCCAUUUAUUGCGUUUUUGAGUGUUGUGGGCAAUUGUUUAAUUUAUCCAACAGAGGCUUCAUCGUAUUAUGACUGCUUACUUUUAAUUGAUGCUUCGUUGAACUUUUUCGCUUAUAACGGUCCUCAGUCAACGAAUCUUGACAACAAGAGAGUUUUCUCCGACAUGGUUACUCGCUCUUUUUUGAGAAUAUUGAUUGAUACUAUGGAGAAGAAAGCCAAUGUGUAUUUUUACAGAAUGCGUCCAGGUUUGCGGGAACAUAUUGAAUCAUUACAAUCAAAGUAUCCAGAAAUGUUUCAACCUGAAUCGGAGUUGAAACUGAGUUCUCCUGUGCAAUCGGCUCCCCCUGUCUCGUCCUCAUCAUCACGAACGUAUAAUGCCGGUGGCAAUUCAAUACAUUCCAGUCAGACUGCUAAUAAGAUGGGUCAGCUCCAUGACAAUUUUGAUACUGGUGUGCCACUCGCUGGAGAAAUGGUUGACUUGGAUAAGUUGUUACAUGAGGAAAAUUUCAAUCAAUUUGUGUUUGGAGAAAUCAAUGAGUUGUCGGAGUUCUUCAACUAUGAUUUGAGUAAUUGA
Lodderomyces parapsilosis is the source of this 2529-nucleotide messenger RNA. It is a transcript of the gene ZNC1, whose product is annotated as Znc1p. Gene Ontology annotation, molecular function: DNA-binding transcription factor activity, RNA polymerase II-specific; zinc ion binding. The record is from RefSeq and is a predicted model, not a curated record. Bases 1 to 2529 code for a protein of 842 amino acids. Gene Ontology annotation, biological process: regulation of DNA-templated transcription. Lineage: Eukaryota; Fungi; Ascomycota; Pichiomycetes; Serinales; Debaryomycetaceae. The transcript has a single exon.